Molecule: messenger RNA, 1718 nt
Organism: Seriola dumerili (greater amberjack)
Lineage: Eukaryota; Metazoa; Chordata; Actinopteri; Carangiformes; Carangidae
Gene: irx3a
Product: iroquois homeobox 3
Exons: 2
Coding region: 235-1515 (426 amino acids)
Biological process (GO): cell development; regulation of transcription by RNA polymerase II; neuron differentiation
Cellular component (GO): nucleus
Molecular function (GO): DNA-binding transcription factor activity, RNA polymerase II-specific; RNA polymerase II cis-regulatory region sequence-specific DNA binding
Source: RefSeq, a predicted model, not a curated record
ACCUGACCUUAGUCCAUCCAGAUCAAUAGGGAAGUGAGGGUGGAAAGAAGAAGAAGAGGAAGAAAUAAGGGGCGCAACCGGAUCGUUUACACUGGCUGUUCCAGAGGAAAUAUAGACUUCCCUUGCUUGCACCUUUUGUUGCUCACAUGCUCACACUGUAAAAGUGGAUAUCGAGGCAAUUCCCUUGCUUUGUGAGAUUGCAGCAGACUUUUUUCCCCCCCUUUUCCUACCAACAUGUCUUUCCCUCAGCUGGGAUAUCAGUACAUCCGACCGAUAUACCCGCCGGAGCGCCAGGGGAUCGCCAGCAAUGCCCGGGCCGGGACAGAGCUCAGUCCGUCCGGCGCACUCUCCAACGUCCUCUCCACUAUGUAUGGAUCUCCUUUCGCCGCGGCAGCGCAGGGCUAUGGAGCGUUUCUCCCCUACUCUAACGAUAUAUCCAUUUUCAACCAAUUGGGUGCUCAGUAUGAACUGAAAGACAGUCCCGGUGUCCAGCACCCAGGGUUUGCCCACCAUCACCCUGCUUUUUACCCAUAUGGCCAGUAUCAGUUCGGUGACCCGUCCAGACCCAAAAACGCCACCAGGGAGAGCACCAGCACCCUGAAGGCCUGGCUCAGUGAGCACCGCAAGAACCCCUACCCAACCAAGGGCGAGAAGAUCAUGCUGGCCAUCAUCACCAAAAUGACCCUCACCCAGGUGUCCACCUGGUUCGCCAACGCCAGGAGGAGGCUAAAGAAGGAGAACAAGAUGACCUGGGCCCCCCGGAACCGCACCGACGAAGAGGGAAAUGUUUACAGCAGCGAUCACGAGGGGGAGGAGGGGGACAAGAGGGAGGACGAGGAGGAGAUCGACUUGGAGAACAUCGACACGGAAAAUAUUGAGAACAAGGACGACUUGGACGACCAGGACGACCUGCAUUCAGAUAUUAAACUAGACGGGAGGAGUGACUCAGAGAUUUCUGACGGCUAUGAGGAUUUACAAGGGCCCGACCAGAGGUUUCUAAAGGCUGUGGGGAAAGAUGGCAAAGACGUGGAGAGAGGAGGAGAGCACUUCCACAGCCACCACCACCACCAUCACCACUCUUCAUUGGACAUCAAAGCGUCCCAACCAAACGGGGAACAGCUCAAACUGAACCCGGUCUCCGUUAGCUCGCCGCCCUCAGAAAACAACCCUGCGCCAGCCCAAAAGCCAAAGAUCUGGUCUUUGGCAGAGACAGCCACGGCCCCUGACAAUCCGCGCAAAUCGCCACAAAUGAACGGCAGCAACUCCGCAGGGCCGGCCGCCCAGACCAUAAUAGCCCCUCACAGACUCAUCUCUUCUUGUCCCGUUGGGAAAAUCCAGAACUGGACGAACCGAACCUUCUCGGCGCAUCAGCUGGCUUUACUGAACUCAAAUCAUUAUCUGGGACUGGCAAACCAGGCCACUGCCACCGGCCUGGCCCUCUACAGCAGCAGGCAAACGGAGGACAAGAGUCAUAGUUCAGAGACUCCAGUCACAGGUACAUGUCCCCGACACUGAGACGCGCAUGUAUAAAUAGGCCUAACUACAAAACAAAGACACUAGUCCAUUGCUCGUCAUUCAUUUCUAUUAUUUUAGACCUCCUUUUUGCCUUCAUGGAUUUUUUUUCUGUCUCUAGGCCACACAGAUGAACAGUGUUACAAUGUUAUAGCUUACAGAGUACAGUGUAUGUGUGUGUGUGUGUGCGUGUGUGUGUGUGUGUG